CUUACUCUCCCUCCAGUUAUACACACCAGCCUGGGGUUCCCUCACACUUGCUCCCAGUGACAAGAGAAGACAAGGGACACAGGGAGGAGAUCACUUUUUUUAUUACCUGUCUAUUUAUUUAAUCCUAAACCAGCUGGAUCAAAUACACGCAGAGAUAACCAGACAGACAGACAGACAAGACAGACAGACAGGGUAUACACAUACCUGCAAAGAAAAACAGUAAACAGUCAUAAUGUUUGGUUAUGGCCGUAAUAAUUUUACCUGGAAUGGAACUCUGAAAGAGCUUGAGAGCAGCUACCCAGCCAUCUGCAAAGAGCGACAUCGACGAAGUAUGACAGCCUCCCCAAACUCCUCUGGCGGCUUAGAGGUCCUCCUUUCCACUCUGCAGAAUGCAGGGGAUGUGGAGAGCACCUUAAAUAUCCUCAAUGUCCUUGAUGAACUUCUGUCUGCUGGUAAGCCAAGUUCAACUCUCAACCAUGUAACUGCAUUAACAGUAAUAUGGUAA
Molecule: messenger RNA, 505 nt
Organism: Morone saxatilis (striped sea-bass)
Lineage: Eukaryota; Metazoa; Chordata; Actinopteri; Moronidae
Product: cytosolic carboxypeptidase 1-like
Exons: 3
Coding region: 233-505 (90 amino acids)
Source: RefSeq, a predicted model, not a curated record